Molecule: messenger RNA, 2610 nt
Organism: Acanthoscelides obtectus
Lineage: Eukaryota; Metazoa; Arthropoda; Insecta; Coleoptera; Chrysomelidae
Source: the annotation of a GenBank genome assembly
AUGAACACAGAACCUUCAUCAAAUGUGUGCCUCUCACAUCACCAGUUGAAUUCUAUCUCAAAUACAAGGUUUCCAAAUAUUGAGUUGCCAAAGUUUCAUGGUGAAUAUGAAAAAUGGGGUCAAUUCAGGGAUAUGUUUUUGGCCUUAGUUGACAGAGAUCCUACGUUAGAUAAUGUCAAGAAAUUCUAUUAUCUGAUGAGCUGUUUGAAAGGAGAAGCCGCAAGAGUAAUCGAAAACAUGGAAGUCACAGGAGAGAAUUACGAUCAUGUUCGAGAAUUAGUUGAAAUGCCAUCGGUAACUAGAGAUCCUAACUCCCUUAGAAAAUUAACAGAUGACCUGCAAAAGCAUUUGAGGUCAUUAACUUCCUUAGGCGAGCCUGUGACACAGUGGAGUAGCAGAGCACAGAAUACAUCGGUUAACCACAAGAAACCUGUAAGCUUGAAUAGAACAUUUUCGGGCGCAGCAAUCGAAGCAUCAUGUGUGUAUUGUAACGGUCAGCACGCGAUUUACUUGAGCGAUAAAUUCAAAGCAUUACCAGCCGCAUCUCUACGCCAAGAAAUUCAAAAAUUAAAAUUAUGUUGGAACUGCCUCCGACAAGGACACCAGAAGGGUGAAUGUCGUUCACGGGGGUGUAAGCGAUGUGGCGCCAGACACAACACGCUGUUGCUUGAAUCAUCUCAUCACAAUGCGGUCCCUGCAUCGACAUCGUCUGCUACAGAGUCGGCACUGCUCGCGAGUUCUGAAUCAGCGGCUACCAGUGGCGUAGCAAUCGCUAAGGGUUCGAGUAGCGCAGUACAAAAAAAUGAUGAUCAGUCGACAGGGUUGCUUACGGGUAGCUGUGUGGACCUCAAAAACAGAGUUUUAUUAUCCACGGCGAUAAUUUUACUCAAAGAUGCGGAAGGUCGAUGGCACGAAUGUCGCGCUUUACUUGAUAGCGGAUCGCAACCGAACUUCAUCACGAAACGCACGAUGGAAUUGUUGAAAUUAAAGCCUAUGAAUAGGAGAAUACCGGUAUUAGGUGUAGGCAGUUCUAUUCCAAAGGCAUGCCAAGUGGUAUCUACAGAGAUAAGGUCUACCUGCACGACGUUUUCUACAAAGCAAACGUUGUUAGUGUUGGAAAAAAUAACCGAGAAUCAGCCGAGCAUCCAGUUAGGGCCAGGACUACCCGUUUUGCAUAACACGGUAUUAGUCUGGAUUAUAUCUGAGAAACUUGAGCAGGAAAAAUCCGAUAGUACGGUAGUGUGCAGUCUUGCCGUUAGCUCGAGACUUGAAAGCCAGAUCGAAAAAUUUUGGCCCGUAGAAGAAGUCUCUAGACACAAAACAGAAAUACCCGAGCACGGUGAAUGCGAGACUUUAUUCAGAAAAACAACACGACGCGACGAACGCGGACAUUUUGUUGUCACCUUACCAAUAAAAAACAAUGUAACACAACUGGAUUGCAACUUACAUAACGCGAUAACACGAUUACAUGCAAUAGAGCAAAAAUUCAGCAAAAAUCCAUCAUUUCGAGAAGAAUAUGUCGCGUUCAUGAAAGAAUACGUGUCGUUGGGCCACAUGUCGCGAAUAGCUGAAACCGAUAUUACCCCUAGUAUCGGGAAUACCUUUUAUUUACCUCAUCACGGAGUAUCGAACCCAGCAAGUACAACGACAAAAUUCCGCGUUGUAUUCGAUGGUUCAAGCAAAUCAAAUAGCGGAUUAUCGUUAAACGACACAUUGAGUAUCGGGCCUAAGAUCCAACAAGACCUGUUUGACAUCCUAGUGCGAUUUCGAAAAUAUAGCGUAGUGUUGGUUGCUGACAUUGCCAAAAUGUAUCGGCAAGUAGGUGUUGAAGAAGGUCAGCGUGACUUGCAGCGAAUUGUAUGGCGUGAAAACACAAGUGAAGACAUAACUCAUUAUAAGUUAAAUACAAUCACGUACGGCACGGCAUCGGCAUCUUUUCUCGCAGUUCGCUGUUUACAACAAGUUGGUCAAGAUAAUCUCGAAAAGUAUCCUAAGACUAGUAAAGUUAUCCUAAAUGACCUUUACGUCGAUGACCUGAUCAGUGGAUCAGACUCGGUAGAUGACGCAAAGCAGUUAAAAAAUGAAUUAGCCGCUAUACUUGACUCGUAUGGGUUCCCGUUGAGGAAAUGGUUGUCAAACCGCGUGGAGGCGUUAGAGCAAACCGUUAACAACGAAUCUAAUACGUUUCAGCUGAAUAACGAUGAGACGCACAAAACAUUGGGUGUAUUUUGGAAGGCAGAAAAUGAUGUAUUUAAAUAUACAGUCGAAAUAGAUCAGUUCGUACUAAAGCGUAUCACGAAACGAGAUGUCUCAAAAACGGUAAUAUAUGACUUUUUAUAUAACUUUCUGAAGCACCAAUAUAGUGAUAAGGUGUCGUUAGCAUACACGGACACUGAUUCGUUAAUAGUACAUGCUGAAGCCGAUAAUUUCUAUGAAGACAUGAAAUCACACAUGCAUUACUUUGACACAUCCAAUUAUGAUGCUGACAACCCACAUAACAUGCCUCGAACAGCGUCAGAGUUGGGUAAGAUGAAAGGCAAGGUACUGUCUGCCUUUUAUGGUACAGGUCUCAAAGCAUACUGUAUCGAUGCUGUAGAUCAAGUGGCCUAA